Molecule: messenger RNA, 1778 nt
Organism: Ochlerotatus camptorhynchus
Lineage: Eukaryota; Metazoa; Arthropoda; Insecta; Diptera; Culicidae
Gene: Rift
Product: Riboflavin transporter
Exons: 3
Coding region: 16-1632 (538 amino acids)
Biological process (GO): riboflavin transport
Cellular component (GO): plasma membrane
Molecular function (GO): riboflavin transmembrane transporter activity
Source: RefSeq, a predicted model, not a curated record
ACGGGAAACGAAACGAUGCGAACCGGCACCGCUGAUAGGACGUCGGCUGGACGCGAUCAUGACCACCACUACCAGCAGCCGCAGCAUGACGGCAAUGACUUCGAUAGGAUUCCGCCAAUCGUUGAUGAACCACCGCCACCACCCGGUUCAGUCGAUUCGCGACGGUCGAAGAGUGCGAACAUCGUCAUUACGACGGAAAGCAGUCCUCUAAACGUGCCGGUGGCAACCGAUGGUGAUUGUCUGAUUAUAAGUCCAUCUUCGUCCGUGCUGACCGAAAGCUGUUGCCUGCUGCGGAGGCCGAACACCAUGAAAAGCAAACUAUCCGGCGUGCGGGACUCACUCCAGGGUCGUAGUCUACUGGUGGACCUCCUGGCGAUAUUGUUCGGCGUUGGUGCGUGGAUCGGAGUGAACUCGAAUUUCGUGCAGUUGCCGCUGCUGGUGGUGAACGCACCGGAAGGAUGGAACCUUCCGUCGUAUUUGGUGAUCAUCACCCAGCUGGGGAACCUCGGUCCCUUGAUCUACACGGGACUGCAGAAAGUGCGGGCGUUCAAGGAUUCGUACAUGAUCUACGCAGUUUUAGUCGUUGGUACCGUGGGUGCCAUUUGUAUGGCGUUCUUGUACGAAGUGACGGCGCACGUGUUUGGCGCCGAGCGGUCUGUGGCGAUGUUUGUGUGCGUCUUCGCGUUGGCACUGGUCGGCUGUACUAGUUCGGUACUGUUCAUGCCCUACAUGGGACGAUUCCGUGCCAUCUACCUGAUCACCUAUCUGAUCGGAGAAGGACUGAGUGGAUUCCUCCCGAGCAUCGUUGCGUUGAUCCAGGGCGUAGGAGGAAACGCCGAAUGCAUAGCGAAUAACUCCACCGAUCCCGAUGCGCCGGAUUUCAUCAGCUACACGCCACCACCACGCUUCGGUUCGAUGGAGUACUUCAUCUUUGUGUUUGUGAUUUUAAUAAUCAGUACGAUUGCUUUUACGAUUCUCGAUAACCAUCCGCGGUGUCGCAAGGAGUACGCUGCCGUAGUCAUCAAUCACGGCAAUGAUUACACCUACGAAACCGGCCAAGCGUCGUCGUCGUCGGCGUCGUCAACCGACAAAUCCAGCGUCAAGCUCGAACAAAACAAAAUACUCUCGAAUCGCAACUAUACCUAUCUCAUGAUUCUGCUCGGAGUGCUGUGCAUGUUCGGGAACGGAAUCUUUCCAAGUGUCCAGUCGUACUCGUGUCUGCCGUACGGCAAUGUGGCGUACCAUCUAACGGUGACGCUGAGCACGAUGGCCAAUCCGGCGGCGUGCUUCCUGGCGGUGUUUCUCCCGCAUACGUCGAUACGGGCCAUCACGUCGAUAUCGCUGCUGGCGGCGCUGUUUGCGGUGUACACUCUGAUGACGGCGUUCAUGAGUCCGGCGCCGCCGCUGGUGGGGCGGACCAUCGGGGACGUGCUGGUGAUCACCACCUGGACCAUCCUGGUGGGCCUGGUCAGCUACGUGCGCCUCUCGAUCACCACCGUCUUCCGGUACCAGGGCGGCAAAUCGCUGGUUUGGGUAGGUGCCGUCACUCAGAUCGGAUCGCUGCUCGGUUCGGUCCUGUCGUUUUCGAUGGUCAACUUCACCGACCUCUUUCAGCAGUACUACCCGUGCUGAUGCCCUUAGGUGCCUAAGUAAGUUAGCCUUAGUUGACUAGUUAAGUAUUUAGUAAACAGACAGAGUUUUGUAUGUUUGACUGCUGUAGCAUUAGUUGAGAGUGGACCGGUUUUUAAUAAUACAAAAAGAUUAGAUUUUAAGCUUAA